UCUGAUUCUCAGUAGUCUGAGGCCUGCUUAGAAGCUCGCGAACCACUCCACUACCCCCAUCCAGACGACACAGCUCAACCAUUUUGUUCUUCCGUCAUUCCUUCGCGACAACUGUCGUUCCCCUCUAAACUUUACAUACUUUCUCGCACUAUCCCUCACGGAGGACUGAUUGAAGCUGUUUGGCUAGCUGUAUCGAUUUGAUUUGAUUAUAUCUUAUAUUUUGUAUCGCUAGGUGCCGUUUUGGCCUGUUUUGGGAACGCAGCUUAUUAACAAACGUAUCAAUGUCGACAAAAGCCCAGUUCCACCCGAGGCUUGUGAGGCAUCCGCCCUUUUCGGUGGAAGCUCCUGGCUAUGAGCCUGUCAAAGGCGAGACAAUUCCCCGUCGCAAUGCCCGGGCGAGGGAUCAACUCGUCAGUCGCCCUGAAGAGGGCGUUGCGACCAUCUAUGAUCUCAUCAAGCGCAGCGCCGAGAAGUUCGGCAACGCCAAGGCCAUCGGGUCCCGGAAAAUAAUCAAGACGCAUAAAGAAAAGAAGAAUAUUAAGAAAAUGGUUGAUGGAAAGGAACAAGAAGUAGAAAAGGAAUGGAGCUACUUUGAGCUCAGCGGCUACGAGUACAAGAGUUUCAUCGAGUAUGAGAAGCUCACUGCUCAAAUUGGUUCUGGCUUCAGGAAGCUUGGGCUGUCUUCUACCCAAGACAAGGUUCAAAUCUUUGCGGCUACAAGCGCCCAGUGGCUUGCCACAGCACAUGGUUCCGUUACUCAGUCGAUUCCCAUUGUAACUGCUUACGACACGCUCGGUGAGGAAGGUCUUACUCAUUCCCUCAUUGAGACCAAUGCAACCGCCAUUUUCCUCGACCCGCAUCUGCUUCCGAAGCUUAUCAACCCGUUGAAGGAAGCAAAGGACGUCAAGUAUGUCAUUUACAAUUCCGAUGGUGAUGUCAAGCAAGGUGACAUCGACAAGCUCAAGCAAGAGCACGACUAUCUCACCGUCCUGAGCUUUGAGGAGCUGCGGCAGUUGGGCGAAAGCAACCCUGUUGACCCUGUUCCUCCACAACCCGAGGACUUAUGCUGCGUCAUGUACACCUCUGGCUCAACCGGAAAGCCCAAGGGCGUUCCUCUGAAGCACAGAAACGUCAUCGCUGCCAUCGCCGGUGUGAAUGUUAUUGUCGGACCCCACAUCGGCCCUGGCGAUGCCUUGCUUACUUACCUACCCCUCGCCCACAUUCUUGAAUUCGUAUUCGAAAACUCUUGUCUGUACUGGGGCGGGGUUAUGGGUUACGGAAACCCUAGGACUCUCACAGAUGCCUCUGUGCGCAACUGCAAGGGUGACAUUCGUGAAUUCAGACCUACCAUUCUCGUGGGCGUUCCGGCCGUGUGGGAGUCGGUCAAAAAGGGAGUUAUUGCCAAAGUAAACCAAGGUAGCGCCAUUACAAAGAAUCUGUUCUGGGGCGCCCUGGCGGCAAAGGGCUUCUUGAUGUCCACAGGGCUACCGGGUUCCGGGAUUCUCGAUACCGUUGUAUUCAAGAAGGUCAAGGAAGCUACAGGCGGGAGAUUGCGCAUUUGUCUGAGCGGAGGUGGCCCGAUCGCUCGUGACACCCAGCGCUUCAUCUCAAUGGCCAUCUCCCCAUUGAUCAUUGGUUACGGUCUUACAGAAACUAAUGCUAUGGGUGCUCUCAUGGAUCCCUUGGCGUGGUCUGAUAACGCCCUGGGUGAGCCGCCUGCUUGCGUUGAAGUCAAGCUGGUCGAUUUCCCCGACGCUGGAUAUUUUGCCACAAACAACCCGCCACAGGGUGAGAUUUGGAUUCGUGGUCCUAGCGUCACGGAAGGCUACGUGAACAAUCCGAAGGAGACGGAAGAUUCAAUCACAUCUGAUGGUUGGUUCAAGACCGGUGAUAUUGGCGAGUUUGACCACAAUGGCCAUUUGAGAAUCGUCGAUCGGAAGAAGAACCUCGUAAAGACCCUUAACGGAGAGUACAUUGCUCUGGAAAAGCUCGAGUCCCUGUACCGCGCCAAUAGCGUUGUCGCCAACAUCUGCGUUUAUGCUGCGCAGGACAAAUCUAAGCCGAUUGCGAUCAUUGUGCCCAACGAGGCUGCUCUCAAGUCAAUAGCGUCUGACCAUGGGAUCCAGGGCCAUGGCCUUGAGGAUCUGUCCCACAACGAGAAACUCCAGGGCAUCGUGCUCAAGGAGCUGCAGGCCGCAGGAAGGAAGGGCGGUCUCUCUGGAAUCGAGAUCAUUGACGGAGUCGUUCUCGUCGACGAGGAAUGGACACCUCAAAACAAUCUUGUCACAUCGGCGCAAAAGUUGAACCGACGAGGCAUCCUCGAUAGAUACAAGAAGCUCAUUGACCAAGCUUAUGCCAAAGCCGGCCAGUAAAGUUGUGAGACUCUUCUUGGAUGUUUUGAGUCUCCGGACUUGCUCACGUCAGUCUGUCACGUCAGCCUGCGAAACCGCAAAGGAUAGUCAUUUGGUCACGAAGGUUGGCUUGGAAACGGCUUGUCUGAGUUUGGGAAUGAAAUCAGUCUAGAUAGUUGAUCUGUGGUAUGGCACGAUGGAACGGCUGCACUUUUCCAAGGCUAUGAUUGUGUUU
This is a messenger RNA of Xylona heveae TC161, 2586 nucleotides long. RefSeq names its product acetyl-CoA synthetase-like protein. Gene Ontology annotation, molecular function: long-chain fatty acid-CoA ligase activity. Gene Ontology annotation, cellular component: lipid droplet; endoplasmic reticulum; plasma membrane. The coding region runs from base 282 to 2372 and encodes 696 amino acids. Lineage: Eukaryota; Fungi; Ascomycota; Xylonomycetes; Xylonales; Xylonaceae. The record is from RefSeq and is a predicted model, not a curated record. The transcript is spliced from 7 exons. Gene Ontology annotation, biological process: long-chain fatty-acyl-CoA metabolic process; long-chain fatty acid metabolic process.